Molecule: messenger RNA, 1226 nt
Organism: Oreochromis niloticus (Nile tilapia)
Lineage: Eukaryota; Metazoa; Chordata; Actinopteri; Cichliformes; Cichlidae
Exons: 2
Coding region: 179-883 (234 amino acids)
Biological process (GO): DNA transposition; DNA integration
Molecular function (GO): DNA binding
Source: RefSeq, a predicted model, not a curated record
UACAUAACUCAUGAAAACCCAAAAUUCCUAUCUCAAAAAAUUAGCAUAUCAUAAAAAGGUUCUCUAAACGAGCUAUUAACCUAACCAUCUGAAUCAACGAAUUAACUCUAAACACCUGCAAAAGAUUCCUGAGGCUUUUAAAAACUCCCAGCCUGGUUCAUUACUCAAAACCGCAAUCAUGGGUAAGACUGCCGAUCUGACUGCUGUCCAGAAGGCCAUCAUUGACACCUUCAAGCAAGAGGGUAAGACACAGAAAGAAAUUUCUGAACGAAUAGGCUGUUCCCAGAGUACUGUAUCAAGGCACCUCAGUUGGAAGUCUGUGGAAAGGAAAAAGUGUGGCAGAAAACACUGCACAACGAGAAGAGGUGACCGGAUCCUGAGGAAGAUUGUGGAGAAGAACCGAUUCCAGACCUUGGGGGACCUGCGGAAGAAGUGGACUGAGUCUGGAGUAGAAACAUCCAGAGCCACUGUGGACAGGCGUGUGCAGGAAAUGGUCUACAGGUGCCGCAUUCCCCAGGUCAAGCCACUUUUGAACCAGAAACAGCGGCAGAAGCGCCUGACCUGGGCUACAGAGAAGCAGCACUGGACUGUUGCUCAGUGGUCCAAAGUACUUUUUUCAGAUGAAAGCAACUUUUGCAUGUCAUUCAGAAAUCAAGGUGCCAGAGUCUGGAGGAAGACUGGGGAGAGGGAAAUGCCAAAAUGCCUGAAGUCCAGUGUCAAGUACCCACAGUCAGUGAUGGUCUGGGGUGCCAUGUCAGAGCCGGUGUUGGUCCACUGUGUUUUAUCAAGCGCCGGGUCAAUGCAGCUAGCUAUCAGGAGAUUUUGGAGCACUUCAUGCUUCCAUCUGCUGAAAAGCUUUAUGGAGAUGAAGAUGGUUUACUGACCAUGGUAUUACUGUGCUCAAUUGGCCUGCCAACUCUCCUGACCUGAACCCCAUAGAGAAUCUGUGGGAUAUUGUGAAGAGAAAGUUGAGAGACGCAAGACCCAACACUCUGGAUGAGCUUAAGGCCACUAUCGAAGCAUCCUGGGCCUCCAUAACACCUCAGCAGUGCCACAGGCUGAUUGCCUCCAUGCCACGCCGCACUGAAGCAGUCAUUUCUGCAAAAGGAUUCCCGACCAAGUAUUGAGUGCAUAACUGAACAUAAAUAUUUGAAGGUUGACUUUUUUUGUAUUAAAAACACUUUUCUUUUAUUGGUCGGAUGAAAUAUGCUAAUUUUUUGAGAUAG